Molecule: messenger RNA, 1462 nt
Organism: Trifolium pratense (red clover)
Lineage: Eukaryota; Viridiplantae; Streptophyta; Magnoliopsida; Fabales; Fabaceae
Product: GDSL esterase/lipase EXL3-like
Exons: 5
Coding region: 156-1238 (360 amino acids)
Cellular component (GO): extracellular region
Molecular function (GO): hydrolase activity, acting on ester bonds
Source: RefSeq, a predicted model, not a curated record
AUAUAAGAGAUAGUUGGAUCAACUGUCUAUCUAGUAAUAAUUUAAAAAAAUGAUCAACCAAGUAAAAAUUUCUGUUAAGGUGUUUAUAAAAGGCUUACAUCACUAAGCCAAAAUCAAGUUCCAAUAAGGUGUAGUCAUAUUCCACAUAAAAGAACAUGAAGUUGCUUCUAUCACCUUUUGUCACUCUUUUCUGUCUUGCUACAAUUCUUAUCUCUCUACAUUAUUGUAAUGCUGUGAAUCUACCAAACAAUGAAACAGUCCCAGCACUCAUUGUGUUUGGUGACUCUAUAGUUGACUCAGGUAAUAACAACUACAUCAAAACUGGGUUCAAGUGCAAUUUUCUACCUUAUGGUCAAGACUUUGGUGGUGGAAAUCAACCAACCGGAAGAUUCAGCAAUGGUUUAGUCCUUUCAGAUAUCAUUGCUUCAAAAUUUGGAGUGAAGAAGCUUUUGCCAGCUUAUCUUGAUCCAAAUUUGCAACUUCAAGAUCUCUUAACAGGUGUAAGCUUUGCCUCUGGUGGUACUGGAUAUGAUCCUCUAACUUCUAAAUUAGGAUCUGUGAUAUCAUUAUCAGAUCAAUUAAACAUGUUCAAAGAGUACAAAAAUAAGAUAAAGGAAGAAGUUGGAGAAGAGAGAAUGAAAAUGAUAAUAUCAAAGAGUGUAUACAUUAUUUGCAUAGGAAGUAAUGACAUUGCCAAUACUUAUGCUCAAACACCAUAUAGGAGAUUCAACUAUGAUAUUCCAUCAUACACAGACUUAUUGGCUUCAUAUUCCUCAAACUUCUUGCAGGAACUAUAUGGUUUAGGAGCUAGAAGGAUUGGAGUAAUAGGUAUGCCAUAUAUAGGGUGUGUGCCCUCACAGAGAACACUUGGAGGAGGCAGGGAGAGAGCAUGUUCAGAUUUUGAAAACCAAGCUGCUAAACUCUUCAACUCUAAAUUAGUAUUUCUAAUGGAUUCUUCUGAAAAUAAAUUUUCAGAUACUAAGCUUGUCUACCUUGAUAGUUACCAUCCAUUAAUGUAUCUGGUUCAAAACCCGGCUAAAUACGGUUUUGAUGUAGCAGAUAGAGGAUGUUGUGGGACAGGUGACCUAGAAGUAAGCAUAUUCUGUAACCAAUACAGCUCAAGCAUAUGUUCAAACUCUUCAAGAUAUAUAUUUUGGGACAGUUACCAUCCAACACAGGAGGCUUAUAAUUUGCUUUGUUCUAUGGUCAUUGAUGACAAAAUCAAGGACUUCUUCUAGAGCAGUUUCACUCUCAUUCUUGGCUUCUACUUUCUACAUUAUUUCCUUCUUGACUUCUUGCUUGUUCACCUAUAUGAUAUACCUAAUAAAGCAUGUAAAAUAGAUACAUGAAUUGAUUUUUUUCAUGUAAAAUAAAUACAUCUUAAAAAUUCUAUGUGAUCGAUUAACGGUGUAAAAAAUUUUAGGUAUGCUAUUGGUUACGGUACACAACAACACUCACAUUA